AUGCAGACACAAUUUAGGAUGCUCAAGGAUCAAUUCUUUGAGAUUGACCAGAAGGUGGCUAAGCUAGAGAAGAUCUUGGGUUCGUUAAGUAAGAAGAAUUCAGUUGUCAAAUAUGGGUUUGCAAAGGGAGUUUCUCUACUGGUGUUGGUUGUACUGGUCAUCGUGAUGGGCGGGAGAAACAUGGGGGGAUUUAAAGAGUAG
Messenger RNA from Eruca vesicaria subsp. sativa (arugula), 201 nucleotides. The record is from the annotation of a GenBank genome assembly. Lineage: Eukaryota; Viridiplantae; Streptophyta; Magnoliopsida; Brassicales; Brassicaceae.